AUGUCCAUGUUCCGGGCCAAGAAGCUCGACCUGGGCUGCUUCGUCAAGGCCCGCACCAUUCGCGACCACACCAAGCGCAAGGUCUUUGAGGAACACGAGGCCGAGAGACAAGCUCUUCGAUACGUGAUCCGCAACACGACUUUGCCGCCCCGAACUCGUGCCACGGCUCAGCUGCAGCUGUCGCAGAUGCACUGCUACACCCGGCCCACGCAGAUUCGCAACCGCUGUAUAAUGGGAGGCCAGGGGCGUGGUGUGCUGAGGGCGUUUAAGAUGACAAGAUUCAAUUUCCGUAUGGAGGCCAUGGCGGGAAAUCUUCCUGGGGUGAAGAGGGCAAGCUGGUAG
Trichoderma breve is the source of this 342-nucleotide messenger RNA. Its product is annotated as ribosomal protein s14p/S29e domain-containing protein. Gene Ontology annotation, biological process: translation. The record is from RefSeq and is a predicted model, not a curated record. The transcript has 3 exons. NCBI's taxonomy places the organism in Eukaryota, Fungi, Ascomycota, Sordariomycetes, Hypocreales, Hypocreaceae. Gene Ontology annotation, cellular component: mitochondrial small ribosomal subunit; ribosome. Bases 1 to 342 code for a protein of 113 amino acids. Gene Ontology annotation, molecular function: structural constituent of ribosome.